AAGAAGAGGGAAGGACGGUUAGUCAGUCUUAUAGCUGGAUCAGUUACCAAGAGAAGUUCUAAAGCAAGAAGAGAAAAGCAUUUCAAUUUGGGACAUUUAUUUGCACCUGGAAAUGGGGAAUGGGCUAUCAGACCAGACUUCUAUCCUGUCCAACCUGCCUUCAUUUCAGUCCUUCCACAUUGUUAUUCUGGGUUUGGACUGUGCUGGAAAGACAACUGUCUUAUACAGGCUGCAGUUCAAUGAAUUUGUAAAUACCGUACCUACCAAAGGAUUUAACACUGAGAAAAUUAAGGUAACCUUGGGAAAUUCUAAAACAGUCACUUUUCACUUCUGGGAUGUAGGUGGUCAGGAGAAAUUAAGGCCACUGUGGAAGUCAUAUACCAGAUGCACAGAUGGCAUUGUGUUUGUUGUGGACUCUGUUGAUGUCGAAAGGAUGGAAGAAGCCAAAACUGAACUUCACAAAAUAACUAGGAUAUCAGAAAAUCAAGGAGUCCCUGUACUUAUAGUUGCUAACAAACAAGAUUUGAGGAACUCAUUGUCUCUUUCAGAAAUUGAGAAAUUGUUAGCAAUGGGUGACCUGAGCUCAUCAACUCCUUGGCAUUUGCAGCCUACCUGUGCAAUCAUAGGAGAUGGCCUAAAGGAAGGACUUCAGAAACUACAUGAUAUGAUCAUUAAAAGAAGAAAAAUGUUGCAGCAACAGAAAAAGAAAGAUGAAUAUCAAUACCUAUUAUAUCUGUGUGGAGUAGGUUUUCUCUGGUCUGAUUUUGACAAAUAGAAGAGUGUCUACAGCGUGGUUUGCCUGCCUGUCUGCCCUCCUGGAUGCUAUUAAAGCUUUGUUUUGUUGAACAA
Molecule: messenger RNA, 849 nt
Organism: Pan troglodytes (chimpanzee)
Lineage: Eukaryota; Metazoa; Chordata; Mammalia; Primates; Hominidae
Product: ADP-ribosylation factor-like protein 4A
Exons: 1
Coding region: 113-775 (220 amino acids)
Molecular function (GO): GTPase activity; GTP binding
Source: RefSeq, a predicted model, not a curated record